CUCCCAAGUUUCUCAGUCCCUCUACAAGCCUCUGCUCGUCUACAGAUCGGUCCAUCUCAACCAACCUUUCCCGAUUUUCAUUUACAAAACUAUAAAUAUAUAACCACACCCAGCGUCAGUGGGUCAUAAUGGGUCUCAAGAGUGCAGUUUUGGUAGUCCUGGCCCUCGUCGCCAUCACUUCCGUCGGGGGGGAAGGGGUCCAAGUUGCCCAUGCGAGCACGAGCGAAACGGAUGCUUCUGGAACAACAACCACGGUGGUCCAGUCAGCCCAAGCUACAGAUGGGGGUGGAGCUGCUGCUGCUGCUGGGGGGUCAGAAAAUGAUAUCAUCGCUGCCACUAUCGCUAAGGCGCUGGGCGACAAUCCUGCCCUGGCUGCUGCUGCUGCUAGUUAUCUGGGAAGUGGGGCCCUCGGAGGAGGGGUAGGAGGAGCCAGGGCUGCAGGUUACAACUAUCCACCACCCCCAGCAGUUGGUGGUCCUGGUGGAGUUGGUGGAAUUGGCGGAAUUGGCGGUGGUGGAUUUCCAUACUUGCCAUGGGGAGGCGGAUUUGGAAAAGGCUUGCAUCUCAAUUUGGACGCUGGAGCUGGAUUUGGAGGAAUCGGGCCUUACUAUCCCAUCAUUGAAAAGGUCAUCGUGAUUGUGGGGGGAGGCAUCUUAAUUUUGCUCAUCAUUGCGUUCAUCCAAGGGUCUCUCUCACCCGGAGGCUUCCUUCACGCUCUGGGAGGAUCUUUUUCGAAGGCCAUCGCCGGCUCAGCGGCCAUCGACGUGGGACCCAUUCACAAGAGUGCAGCCGGGGCAGCAUCUUUCAACCUGAAUGAUGGUUUACAAAUUGGGGGAGGACGACUGAACGACCCAAGAUUUAACCAACAGGUUCAAAACUCAUUCGAUCGCAAAUUCUGAUCCAUCCUCAUGCUAGUUUAGUGCAUAGUAAUCAAUCAUCAUGUAUGUAUUAAAUAUAUUCGUCCUCGCGAAAUUUAGGUAACUUGUAGAAGUUAGACAAGUUUAAACAAAUAAAAGGUUGAUUGUCAAAUAAACAUUUACUAAUAUAUGUGUCCGCCCUGUA
This is a messenger RNA of Folsomia candida, 1062 nucleotides long. RefSeq lists its product as uncharacterized. Bases 129 to 899 code for a protein of 256 amino acids. The record is from RefSeq and is a predicted model, not a curated record. NCBI's taxonomy places the organism in Eukaryota, Metazoa, Arthropoda, Collembola, Entomobryomorpha, Isotomidae. The transcript has 3 exons.